This is a messenger RNA of Drosophila biarmipes, 1623 nucleotides long. RefSeq lists its product as uncharacterized. Bases 159 to 1529 code for a protein of 456 amino acids. The record is from RefSeq and is a predicted model, not a curated record. The transcript has a single exon. Lineage: Eukaryota; Metazoa; Arthropoda; Insecta; Diptera; Drosophilidae.
ACGACAAUCUAAGCAACCGCUUAGUUGCUAGACAACAUCAAAAUUCCCCGAAACAAGGGGGCUCGCAACAGCUUUAUCGAUACUCCUGGCAAACCCAGGUGACCCUGGGAGUUAGGUCCCGACCCCCGAGCGGAGUAGUCAAUCAAGUCCUUGCCAGAAUGUCCGUUCACCGAAUCAAUCCCCGGCAGGCCUCCUUGGCUGCCCGCCAGAGGCAAUCGCGGGCAACUCGGAUGACCAGGCACACCAUCUUCAAUUUGAAGAGACCUAUCACUUUCCAGGUGCGCAAGUCCUUGGUGGAGUACGUGGACAUGGAGCUGGCGGACAUGGACACCUCGGUGUUCUAUCAGCGCAUUUUCAUCCUGGCCAAGAACUGCCACCUGACGCCCGUGGAAUCCGAGGAGGAGGUGCCCGCCGAGGUUCAGGUUCCGGUGGAGCAGGCGGAGCCCGAACCAGUUGAGGGGGAUGCCUUACACAUCGCAGAGGAAGCAGUCGUGAACAACGAGGAGGAUGACUCGCCCACUACUACGGCGACGGAUGCAACGCGCAACCCUGCGCCGGAGGAAGCUGCUCAGGAGGCAGCGGCACACGACCACGAAGUGAUCACCCACACGUUCCGUUUCAGCGAGGACGAUCACGGGGAGGAUGAGUCACUCGAGGAGGAGGAGCUGGAACCAGACUCCCAGGAGCCUGGCCAGCCCAAGGACUUCUAUGCCAUCUUCAGCGAGCAGCUGCAGGAGCUGCACAAGCAGUGCAAGGCGGUGGCCAUCACCCCGGAUCCCAUAUGCGGAUUGUACCUCCACAUGGGCGAGUACAGCAUGCUCAUGCUGGAGGCCUCCGAGGACAUGAUAGGGUGCUUCACGAGGGGUCUGGCCAGCUGCUCCGAGACCUUCUGGCAGACGAACCGCGUCUUCCACAUCGAGGAUCACAUCCAGGAGCUGUACACCAAGGAUCUCAUCUUCCGCCGGAUUCCCUCGGUCUUUCUGAACGAUAAGUUUCCCACCUCCACGCCCACGGAUGAGUAUCUCAUGGGAAAGCAGCACCUGAUCAUCAAGGACAAGUUGCUGACCAUCUGCCGAAUGAUCUCCGAGGGCCAGCAAGUAGAGCCGGAUGUGGUGUCCUUCCGGGAGAGCGAUUUCGAGGAAGAUCUGCAGAGGUCCAAGUCCAAGGGCUCCAUCCUAAGCGAGCAUUUGCCAGUGGACUUGUACCGCAAGCACCUACCUGAGAUCCAGCGCAUCGAGCUUGUCUUGGCCUCCACGCGAUUCUACUACGAGUUGGAUGAGUUCGUCAAGAUCUACGGCCAGGUGCCCUUCGCCCCCGACGAGGAUGGACUCUUCUGGCCCAUCCAGAACAACUACACCCCGCCGCACAUCUUCCGGCGCACUCCCUACGACAUCAAUCUCACUUUCGGGGACUAUGCGGCAGUGGCUACCAAGAGGAAAACCCACGAGAGCCUGGUCGGCAGUUUCGAAGCCGAGGAGGAGCCUCCGGCCAAGACAAAUGCUGAGGAGACUCCUCCGAAAACUGAAUGAGCCCUGCUGAGAUUUUGUUUCAUAUUGGUUGUAGAGUUCUUUCCUUUAAGCAUUAAAAUUAACUGACAUAAAUCAUGUUAGGAUCUAAACAAUU